GUCGCUCGAGCCCCUCCUAUAACUGGAGUUUAGUCUAAAGCCACUUCCCCGCUGUCAAACACCCACGAAAGCUGCGGACAAUCAGUUUUUUCGACUGUCCAUAUCUGUGGACUAUCUCACACAAGCGUGGUGUAAGUUGUUGGUUUUGUUUUCAGGAUGCAUUCGGACCCAGUGGAGAAAUCCGCCUCGCCGAGAAAACGGAUCGUCUCGCGCGCGAUGAGCGAGGAGGAGUCUCUUCGGCACAUAAUAGAGGCUGAAGAGUCACCCAAGCGCUUAUCUCGCAGAGACAGCAGAUAUGGAUCUCUCAGGAGGGGAGAGACAAGAGGAAGUCAGAGUGAAGACGAGCCUGCAGAGAACACCUCCAUGAUGGAGCUACAGCAGAACUACGAGAUGUGUUUAGCAGAGCUACAGAGCAUCGAACUGCGUCAGGAGGUGUUGCUUUUCCAGGUAGAGUGUCUCCAGGAUGCCCUGGAGGGAGCUGAGGAGAUGCUCACUGAAUCCAAGAGGGAGGCUCAUCAAUUCAGCAUGGAGCUGGAGCGAGAGAGGGAGCAGAGAAGGAAGUUGGAAAAUGAUGUUGCAUCACUGACGCAGGAGUUGGAGCGGUUAAAGGAGGAGAAAGUUUCAGUUCCAGCUGAAAGUAUAAUACAAGAGCAGAAAGAAGCUGCUGUGAUCACAGAUAAUCCCGAUGCUGAUGACGUGGAUGGAUGUGAAUCUAAUGAGAUCAAAUCAGAAGACACCCCCUCCCAACCUACAGUCUCUACAAACAGUUUCGCUAACUUUGCUGCUACGGCAUAUCUGCUUUUUAAGAACAGAAGAUUGGAGCCAAUUCUAUCCAGACAGGCUGCUGCAGAUGGAACCACGGUAGACGAGGAGGUUAAAAAUACACACGCGGUUGGUUCAGAAGGAAGCAGCCGAAAAUCUCAUGACGGCGAAGAUUAUGACGAGAGCAGUGGCUACGAAGACGCUCCAUCAGAUUUCUCACCUUCAACUCCUGAUGGCUCUUCAGACGCAGGGUUGCCAGAAGAUGGAGAGAGUGAACUGAAAAACAGCAAUGAGGCCAGAAAUGUAAGAGAUCCAGAUGCCUGUCUUCUGUCUUGAAGUGCAGGAGUGUGGAAUCCGUCUGAUAUCGAGACUGAUUUUAGCGUGAAUUCCUGCCAUUUUUCCAAAAGGUUAUAGGGCAUUUUACAAUUAGCCCUGUUUUAUGAAUCUAUCUUUUAGUGCAGCUUUAGGCAUUAUUAUUCAUAAACACGCUGCCACAUGUUGCUGUAUAAGGCUGGAUGUGUUUUUUGUUUAGCAGAACUUGAUAUAUCACUGGAGCUUUUUGGGCUGGAUACCAGAAAUAAAAGAUUACUCGAACCUCAUUCUCAAGAAUUCAAAUGAGGAGCGACUUAGUUGGAGUUUAUAUUACUGUAGUUGUGAGAAAAGUCAUAUCAAAAGCUAUGACUGCAAAACCAACCCCCCCCUUCAAAUAUGACCUGAUUUUAUGUUGAUAAUAGACGUGCCAAUAUGAAUCUUCUUAUUAGAAUAAUUACUUUCACAUUUUUUAUAUUAUUGUUAUGCGAGCUAGAUUUCUGUGCAAUUUUUUUCAGUUGUUCAUGGUACCCUUAUUUGGCGAACACAUAUAUCAUGUAGUGUUUUACGAGCUGGAGGAAUCCGAUGCUGCCUUCAAUUUUGUCUAAGAUUGUCUAAGAGGCAAAAAAAUUUAAUUUUGGUUGUGCCCAAGUUCAGCAUUGAAUUUCUUUGUCAUGGCAGACUCACAGUUGUGGUUAAUGGCUCAUAUGAAAGUAAAUGCUCAGGGCUUUAAGAAUUUUGUAGUAAGUAUUUCUGUUUUUAGCCUACUGGGGCAAUUUACUCAUAGAAAAACAAAUUGGUUAGUAAAGUAAAUGGUGGUAUCAAACCCAUUUUCACCCAAAAGUUAGCUUCAACCAUUAAAAUUCUAUGUAAGGUUAUCACAGCAGAGGGAAAAACAGAGCCAACAUUGUCCUGGCUCAUUGUAUAUCAGACUUACAGCCACAGCAAAAAAAUUUCUUUAUACUGAUGCUAUGUCCCAUAAGUCGAUUUCCAUUCCGCUGGCAGAAUGGAACAUUAGCGUACUACCAGUUAAAAGACUUAUUUUGUCUUUACACUGCCUUCUUAACUGCCUUCCUAGACAAACUUUAUCUCAGGAGAGUGAGAAAUGUGAGUGACUUGGAGAUACAGCCCCACAAACCAAACCCCAUUGUGAGCAGGGCUAGUGUGAGCGACUGCAGGAAAGCUGAUGUUUGAAAAAAGGAAAGGAUGAUCUGUGAUAAUCAUCUCAACCAUGGUCUAACCAGCUGGCUGACAUCAACUUGUGGUUAGCUAUAUACAUACCUGAUAGAUUAAAAGUAGAUAUUUUGCACUACUUGAACUCAAAAAAUGGGAAUGUUGAAAGUAGUAACGUUUUUUGACUUCAUUCAUCUUCAGUAAACUCUUGACCCUGGUCAGGGUUCUGGUGAAUCCAGAGACUAUUCCGCACAGUAGCUUCAUGACAGGUUUUGGAUAUUGCACUCAAAAAUGAAAACUUAAAGUAAUCCUUUGUGUUGCAUACUUGUGUGUUGAAUUUACACACAUUUUCAAGGCAGGAAGUAAACUUUUGUUUAUAACAUUAAUCAUUUUGUGCAGGAACACUGGGAGUGAGGUGGAAAUACUCUCUAGUUCGGGUACCGGUCCAUUGCAGGACAGCAUGCACACACACAUUCACUCACACUUAGGGGCAAAUUUAUCAAUGCCAAUCCACUUACUAUUGUGUUUAUGGGAAGUGGGAAGAAAAACUAGAAGAAAACCACAUAGGGAGUUCAUGCAAAACUGUAAUAAUAUUUUUAAAUGACUUUAUCUUGGGUAACUUUCUGAGAUAUGUCUCACAUUUCACAUCCCUGCAUCAUUAUUAUUUAACCUCUGUCUAAAGAGGGCUUUAACAAUCAUCACUUGCAGUGCUGUAGCUCGUGAUUACUGAGAAAGUCUACCGGCAAAUUCCACUGAAAAGGAGAGCUGACUCUAUUUUAUAUGACUAUUCUAAAUUCACAAUAAUAAUAAUAAUGAUAAUAAUAAAUAAAUAAAAAUAAAUAAUGUUGUGUUGAAUAUCACAAUAUUGUUCAUUUUUAUAUUAUAGAAUGUAAACGCGUCAACUCGAGUGAUGCACAUGGUUCACUUUCCUUCCUUGAUUCUGCUGUCCGUGACUAUCUGACUGUACUUAAUGCAAUCCCAGAAUUAAAUUUGUAUGUUCAGGGUGGAUACAGACAAAGAUUUCCGGAAUGCUGUUAUCUAAAAGUAGCCAAGCAAGAUCCAUUCCCUGAUAUGUCACGUGAAAAAGCUUGCAUGCUUUCAUUAGCUUACGUCAAUUUAUCUCUCAGCGUGUCAGUGGCAUCUGAAUCAAUCGUUUCCUAAAACAUCACCAGACAUCAUUAUCUUACAGACUGUAUUGUCGUAGGUUCUUCUAUUUUGUAAAAUAGUCCUUUUUGGAAGCCUGACACAAAGUGGAUCAUUGAUUUCACUCAACUUCAUGACAUGUAGCUGGUUAGUUCCUGCUUUAUGUCAGAGCUUGUUAAUGAAGAAAGAUGCAUGCUCAGAAUAGACAACAGCUACUGAGAAAAGCUCAUGCAAAUCACAACCGGCUUGAAUAAUUACAGUACAAUAUGUUGCAUAUUAAAUAUUUCAUGUAUUUUUUUGGCUUUGUUAGAAUCAGGAAGAAGCUGUUAAUCAGUAUCCAUAAUGAAGUGCUGUUUUUACCUGCUUUUUGUAAACUGUAAAGGUCUAUGUAUAAUGUUUUCUGAAAAAAAUGCUUGGUAAAAAUGAACAAUAUCAGUGCACAAUUAGCCGUGUCCAAAACUUUCUUUGAUAAGUGUGUUUGGAGAGAGGGUGUAUGAGACACGCUAUCAGAGCCGUUUCUUCGAUUGAAGAUUAUUAGCUAAUGAUUCUCUGAAGGUGUAAGAAUCCUGUUCGGAUUGGAAAUGUACUGAAACCAUCAGUGCUUGGAUUUGAACUCAUAACUUUAGCACAAAGCCAGAACCACUGAGCUUCUACAGCAGCUAUUUCUUAAGUAAACCAUACAUAUACAGAAUUAAACAUGACUGAAUUCAUAAGCAUGUUUGCCUUGUGUAUCCUGUGCCUCCUGUCUUUACUUGCACAUAUUGUUCCAUGCUGGUCAUUAUUAAUCAGGAUGCUGAUAUUACAAUGUUCUGUCACAAUAAAUAGAUUUUUUUUUUCCUGA
Hemibagrus wyckioides is the source of this 4228-nucleotide messenger RNA. RefSeq lists its product as uncharacterized. The transcript has 6 exons. The record is from RefSeq and is a predicted model, not a curated record. NCBI's taxonomy places the organism in Eukaryota, Metazoa, Chordata, Actinopteri, Siluriformes, Bagridae. Bases 157 to 1098 code for a protein of 313 amino acids.